Messenger RNA from Mesoplodon densirostris (Blainville's beaked whale), 609 nucleotides. RefSeq names its product low molecular weight phosphotyrosine protein phosphatase-like. Gene Ontology annotation, biological process: protein dephosphorylation. Gene Ontology annotation, molecular function: acid phosphatase activity; non-membrane spanning protein tyrosine phosphatase activity. Gene Ontology annotation, cellular component: cytoplasm. The coding region runs from base 1 to 609 and encodes 202 amino acids. Lineage: Eukaryota; Metazoa; Chordata; Mammalia; Artiodactyla; Ziphiidae. The record is from RefSeq and is a predicted model, not a curated record. The transcript is spliced from 2 exons.
AUGGCCGAGCAGGUGACCAAGUCGGGGGUAUUCGCGUGUCUGGGUAACAUCUGUCUAUUACCUACUGCAGAAGCAGUCUUCAGGAAACUUGUAACUGAUCAAAACGUUUCAGAUACUUGGAGGAUGGACAGUGCAGUGACAUCCAUGUAUGAACUAGGAAACCCUCCUGAUUAUCGCGGGCGGGCUUGCAUGAAGAAGCAUGGUACUCCCAUGAGUCACAUUGCCCGGCAGGUUAUCAAAGAAGAUUUUGCUGCUGCUUUUGACUGUAUACUACGUAUGGAUGAAAGUAACCAGAGAGAUUUGAAUAGAAAAAGUAACCAAGUUAAAAACUGUAGAGUGAAAAUUGAACUACUUGGGAGCUACGAGCCACAAAAACAACUCAUUUUUGAAGAUCGCUAUGACGGCAGUGAUACUUACUUUGAGACCAUCUACCAGCAGUGUGUGCAGUGCUGCAGAGCUGCCCUAGAGAAGUGGGCGACCCGAAAUCCUGAGAGGACACAGUCACAGAUCCGUCUGAGUGACGGUCGCUUAGAAGCAGGGAGAGUUCAGAGGAACGACUUCCAGUCCUCGGUAUCGGGAGGCUCCCCGGUGGGAGACGUUGAGUCUUGA